Molecule: messenger RNA, 1031 nt
Organism: Polychytrium aggregatum
Lineage: Eukaryota; Fungi; Chytridiomycota; Chytridiomycetes; Polychytriales
Product: ribonuclease H-like domain-containing protein
Exons: 1
Coding region: 57-935 (292 amino acids)
Molecular function (GO): 3'-5' exonuclease activity; nucleic acid binding
Source: RefSeq, a predicted model, not a curated record
CGAUCCGCCCUCGCAAGUCCUUGGCUCCUUCUCCAUCUCACGCCGAUCAGCCCCAAAUGUUCCCGCGAAUCCUCGGUGCCAUCGUUUGCGCGAUCCGGCUUCCGCAACGACGGCCCAGGCCAGCAUGCAUCCGAUACGUCUCGUACAAGGCGUUCAUCUGCGACACCGAAACGACCGGGUUCUCGCCGGGGCGAAAUCAAAUCAUCGAGAUGGCGAUCCAGGAGGCCUCGUGUUUCGCGGGCCCGACUCGGUCGAACCCACAACAUAUCUCGCUCCUGGUCAAUCCCAAGAGCCAUAUCGCCAACCAGCACAUCCACGGCAUUAGCGACCAGAUGGUGGCGAGUGCGCCCGUCUUUGCCACCCAAUGGAACCGCAUCGUCGGCUUUGUCCAGGACCGUUGCGGACCAGGGGUGGCUCCCUUGAUCUUGGCCCACAACGCAAAGUUCGAUGUGAGGAUGAUCAAUGCCGAACUCAGCCCGGCCCAGCGCCUGCAGCUGACCCAUUGGCGAGCGGCCUGCACGUUGGUUGGGUUUCUGCGACCCAUGGUGCCGCUCAAGAAGCAUUCCCUGGCCGCUCUAUCGGAGCACUUUGGCCUGUCGCCUGUCGUCCAUCGGGCCCUCGACGACGUCCGUGCCCUCGACGAGAUCGUGGCCCGGGUGAGCCAGGGCCGCGAGGACGAGAUCCUGCAGCUCUUGGUCGCCAAGAGCUUCCCGUUCGUCUCUGAUCAGCACCCCGGGUGCUCCUGCGCUGCCCAAGACAAUGUUAUAUCUCGGUUGCCCAAGGACGGCCCGGGUCCGUCGAGACGGCCAAAAUCCCGUGCCAUCAAACAUGCCGGGUCAGUACGCCCGCUCUCGGACUCGAGCGCAACGCAUUCGGGGCACGAGCAACCGCAUACCCGGGAUGUCCAAGCCAUCACACCCACUUGGCCCAGAUGACCAAUGCAACCGGUGCCUUGGCAUGCGAAUGAACGGCAAACGGACGAGACGAAUAUAUCACUGUUGUUGUUGGAUCGGACGGCGCCUGUGUCUGCA